CAUAGGACCCUGUGGUUUGGGGAGGGAUAGACGUGACAGAUGCACCCACCCCAUGGGACCCUGAGGUUUUGGGGGGGACAUGACAUAUGCUCCCAGCCCCGUGGGACCCUUCAGCGUGUGGGGGGGACACGUGUUACCCAGUUCUGUGGGACCCUGAGCUCUGAAGGGGGACACACGUACACCCCAUCCCCACGGGGACCCUGUGGUUUGGGGGGGAACAGGGGAUGUGCACCCAACCCCAUGGGACCCCACAGGGUGUGUGUAUGGGGGGGCACCCAUGGAGGGGAAGGAGUGGCAGGUCCCCUCCUGGCAUGGGGUCUCUCGCAGCUCACAAGUACGUGCCUCGUGCCAUCCUGGUGGACCUGGAGCCGGGGACGAUGGACAGCGUGCGCUCGGGUGCCUUCGGCCACCUCUUCCGCCCCGACAACUUCAUCUUCGGGCAGAGCGGGGCUGGGAACAACUGGGCCAAGGGACAUUACACAGAAGGGGCUGAGCUGGUGGACUCGGUGCUGGACGUGGUACGGAAGGAAUGUGAGAACUGCGACUGCCUGCAGGGCUUCCAGCUGACCCACUCGCUGGGCGGGGGCACCGGCUCCGGCAUGGGCACCCUCCUCAUCAGCAAGGUGCGGGAGGAGUAUCCCGACCGCAUCAUGAACACUUUCAGCGUGGUGCCGUCCCCCAAGGUGUCGGACACGGUGGUGGAGCCCUACAACGCCACACUCUCUAUCCACCAGCUGGUGGAGAACACAGAUGAGACCUACUGCAUCGAUAAUGAAGCUCUCUACGACAUCUGCUUCCGCACCCUCAAGCUGGCCACUCCCACUUAUGGCGACCUCAACCACCUUGUCUCAGCCACCAUGAGUGGUGUCACCACCUCCCUCCGCUUCCCCGGCCAACUCAAUGCUGACCUCCGCAAGUUGGCCGUUAACAUGGUGCCCUUCCCACGUCUCCACUUCUUCAUGCCUGGCUUUGCCCCACUGACAGCCCGUGGCAGCCAGCAGUACCGUGCCCUCACUGUCCCUGAGCUCACCCAGCAAAUGUUUGAUGCCAAGAACAUGAUGGCUGCCUGUGAUCCUCGCCAUGGCCGCUACCUCACCGUGGCCACCGUCUUCCGGGGCCGCAUGUCCAUGAAGGAAGUGGAUGAGCAGAUGUUGGCCAUCCAGAGCAAGAAUAGCUCCUACUUCGUGGAGUGGAUCCCCAACAACGUCAAGGUGGCCGUCUGCGACAUCCCUCCCCGGGGGCUGAAGAUGUCCUCCACCUUCAUCGGCAACAGCACAGCCAUCCAGGAGCUCUUCAAGCGCAUCUCAGAGCAGUUCACAGCCAUGUUCCGCCGCAAGGCCUUCCUCCACUGGUACACGGGCGAGGGGAUGGACGAGAUGGAGUUCACUGAGGCCGAGAGCAACAUGAAUGACCUGGUGUCCGAGUACCAGCAGUACCAGGACGCCACGGCUGAGGAGGAAGGCGAGAUGUACGAGGACGACGAGGAGGAGUCGGAGGCGCAGGGCGCCAAGUGAUGCCCGACGCACCCCCCUGCCGCCCACAGCCCCUCCGGCUUCGCGCUGCCACCCUGGCCGGGCUCCUCCCGCGUGUGCCCCUUUGGUGUCUCCUGACCCCGUCCCCCCCAUGAGCCAGCUCGGCCCCCUCUGCCCCCCCCUCCUGCCUCCCCUCUUUUCGUUUUUUACUGGUUCGUGUCUAUUAUUUUUUUUGAAUACUUAAUAAAUUUAUUGCUGUCCAGGUA
Molecule: messenger RNA, 1738 nt
Organism: Calidris pugnax (ruff)
Lineage: Eukaryota; Metazoa; Chordata; Aves; Charadriiformes; Scolopacidae
Product: tubulin beta chain-like
Exons: 2
Coding region: 225-1514 (429 amino acids)
Biological process (GO): microtubule cytoskeleton organization; mitotic cell cycle
Cellular component (GO): cytoplasm; microtubule
Molecular function (GO): GTPase activity; GTP binding; structural constituent of cytoskeleton
Source: RefSeq, a predicted model, not a curated record